This is a messenger RNA of Pongo pygmaeus (Bornean orangutan), 11163 nucleotides long. It is a transcript of the gene PKNOX1, whose product is annotated as PBX/knotted 1 homeobox 1. Gene Ontology annotation, molecular function: DNA binding. Gene Ontology annotation, biological process: regulation of DNA-templated transcription. Bases 6320 to 7630 code for a protein of 436 amino acids. Lineage: Eukaryota; Metazoa; Chordata; Mammalia; Primates; Hominidae. The transcript has 12 exons. The record is from RefSeq and is a predicted model, not a curated record.
CUGGGCAACAAGAGCUAAACUCUCUCUCAAAAAAGAAAAGUAUACUCUGAUUUUCUGACUCCUCUGGGUACUAGAAAGAGGAAAAGAAAGUCUAGUAAGUUUUUUAAAAAGUAUCACAUCUCUUUGAACAGCUAUAAUUUUGGUCAGGGAUUGGCUAACCACAGGCCUAUGGGCCAGAUCCCACUGACCUUUUUUUGUAUGGCCCUAGGGCUGAGAAUGACUACUUUUUUUUUUUUUUUUUUUUUUGAGAUGGAGUCCCGCUCUUUCACCUGGGCUGGAGUGCAGUGGCACGAUCUCAGCUCACUGCAAGCUCUGCCUCCCGGGUUCACGCCAUUCUCCUGCCUCAGCCUACAGAGUAGCUGGGACUACAGGUGCCCACCACCACGCCUGGCUAAUUUUUUGUAUUUUUAGUAGAGACAGGGUUUCACCGUGUUAGCCAGGAUGGUCUCAAUCUGACCUCGUGAUCCACCCGCCUCGGCCUCCCAAAGUGCUGGGAUUACAGGCGUGAGCCACCACACCCAGCCUCUACAUUUGUAAAGAGCUGUAAAGAAAGCAUAUGUAAUACAGACAGUAUGUGACCCACAAACCUGAAAUAUUUACCCUCUGGCCCUUUACAGAAAAUGUUUGCUGGUCACACCUCCCACAUCUUCAGUUUUUCUUUGUUUGUUUGUUUUUUGUUUUUUUUUUUUUUUGAGAUGGAGUCUCACUCUGACACCCAGGCUGGAGUGCAAUGGCCUAGUCUCAGCUCACUGCAACCUCUGCCUCCUGGGUUCAAGCAAUUCUCCCUCCUCAGCCUCUUGAGUAGCUGAAACUACAGGCGCAUGCCACCACACCCAGCUAAUUUUUGUAUUUUUAGUAGAGAUGGGGGUUCACUAUGUUGGCCAGGCUGGUCUCAAACUCCUGACCUCGUGAUCCGCCUGCCUCGGCCUCCCAAAGUGCUGGGAUUACAGGAGUGAGCCACCAUGCCUGGCCAGCCCUCAGUUCUUACUUGGACCAAAUCAAAGUUGGUCUGGAUCUAAAUGGAAUCAAAUAGCAGAACUGUUGAGAGAUAUGAAAAACACAUGGGGAUUUGGUGAGCUGCUCUCCUUCAGCUGACUCAUGCUUUGCUGUGAUUGCUAUACGGUGUUGUCUAUGUAAAAGUCGACCCUAAAGAAAUAGCUCUUAAAUCACAUUAGAAUUAUAAAGGAAUAUAUGUGAGUAGUUCUAACAGCUGAAGUCUAGAACUCUGCUUCAGUGACUAGUUCUCAUUGAGCGCUGGGACACGCUUUGCUGAGAGUCACUGUGGAGGGUCAGAUUCUUUCCGGUGGCUCCCAUGCUUCACCGAGAGCAGUUGUGCUGCUGACCCCUGAGGCCACUGGGACAGCAGGGCAGGCUCCUUGGUCAGGGCUGGCCCAGGAGCAGAGUGGGUUGAUGAGAGGGAGCCUGGUACCUGGGACACUGGUCAGGGUCUACAGGCUGGGGACCCUGCGGGCUGGGUGAGAACCCCUCACUGGUCUUUGGCUUCUCUGGCUGGGGACCCUGCGGGCUGGAUGAGGACCCCCCUCAUUGGUCUUGGGCUUCUCAGGACUUCUUUCUUUGUAGAAUCUUCCUCAUCCCUUCCUUUUUCUGUUUGAUGUCUCUUUCCUCAUUUCUUCUGUAAAAUAAAUUUUAAAAGGGACUGAAUAAUUUCCAACUCUUUUUUUUUUUUUUUUUUUUUGAUAAAGGGUCUCACUAUGUUGCUGGUUUUGAACUCCUGGACUCAAGGAAUAUUCCCACCUUGAGCUUCCAAAGUGCUGGGCUUACAGAUGUAAGCCACUGGGCCCGGUCUACCCCGACCUGUUUUUUUCAGUUUUUUUCAGCUUUUGUGACAGUUUUCUUAUGGACCUUUUGACUGGUCAGGAUAACAUUGCCUGGGGAUGUAUUUUACUUGAUUGCUUAAAUUAUGUUUCUGUUUCAAUUUUUUUUUUUUUUUUUUUUGAGUCAGUCUCGCUCUGUCAACCUGGCUGGAGUGCAGUGAUGUGAUCUCGAUUCACUGCAACCUCCACCUCCAGGGUUCAAGCGAUUCUCUCAAGUCUCAGCCUCCUGAGUAGCUGGGAUUACAGGCGCGUGCCACCACGCCUGGCUAAUUUUUGCAUUUUUAGUAGAGAUAGGGUUUCACCACGUUGGCCAGGCUGGUCUCGAACUCCUGACCUCAAGUAAUUUGCCUGCCUCAGCCUCCCAAAAUGCUAGGAUUACAGUCGUGAGCCACCGCCCCCAGCCAAAAAGCAGAUUUAAAAUGUUAGACAAGCUGAACUCAAGGUGGAAGCAUCAGAUAGAGGAAUAUUAACAUAUCAUUUACAGGUAUAGUUAAUAAUCAUGGGCAGGCAUGGUGGCUAACACCUGUAAUCCUAGCACUUUGGAAGGCUGAGGAGGGCAGAUUGCUUGAGCUCAGGAGUUUGAGGCUAACCUGGGCAACAUAGCAAAAAACGCUGUCUCUACAAAAAAUACAAAAAUAAGCCGGGUGUGGUGGUGCAUGCCUGUGGUUCCAGCUACUCUGGGGCUGAGGUGGGAGGAUUGCUUGAGUGAGGGAGGUCGAGGCUGCAGUGAGCCACAUGGUGCCACUGCACUCCAGCCUGGGCGACAGAGCCAGACCCUGUCUCAAAAAAAAAAAGAAAAAAAAUAAGCGGACACAGUGUGCCUGUAAUCCCAGCUACUCGGGAGGCUGAGGCAGGAGAAUUGCUUGAAAUCGGAAGGUGGUGGUUGCAGUGAACCGAGAUCACGCCACUGCACUCCAGCCCCGGUGACAGAGCAAGACUCCGUCAUAAAUAAAUAAAUAAAAGUAAUAAAUAAAUGAUUAAGUAAGUAAGUAACGAUCCAUUGUGGUUUUGUGGAAACAUCCAUGUUCACAGCUGGGGUCUGGUCAGUCUGCAUAGUGGAGCACACUGCUAGGACGCAUCCUUAGCAAGUGAAAAAAGUGAGGCUCAGAACUGUAGAGUAUAGCCUUUUAUCUAAGGAAGGCAGAUGAAGACUGGCUUAUGAUAAAGGUGCUAACCCCCAGACUAGUAAAAAUGGGGUUCCCUGUGGAGUAGGGAAGGGGCAGUGUUAUAAGUUGGAUUUCUGGCCGUAUCUGCUAUAGUAUUGAUCGUGGAACUCUAGGGGAGGAAAGAUGUUUUCCUUCUACCCAUCUUAGGUUCAUUGGCUGGGGCUCCUGGAACAGAAGACAGAUUUACAAAAGAGAAAGGCACACAAAUUUAUGUAAUAUAAGUUUUACAUGACAUGGGAGCCUUUAUGAGGAAAUGACCCAAGGAAAUGGUUAAACCUGAGUGGUUUUGUGUUAGGUUUGAUGAGCAAUGAAAAGCUAUGGAGAACUAUGAUAGGAGGAGUGUGAGCUAAACGCAGUGAACUGGGGGAAACUUAGCAAGGUCUGUUCAGAUUUCUCUCUGUAUCCUUCUUUGGAGGUCAGCAUGUUUCCUUCCCCCAUAGAUAGGGAGGGCACUUCUCACAUGAGGGUCUUACCACCUGCUUCGGGGGAGGGUCAGAAAGUCCUUCCUAGGUUUCGUGACCUGCCUUAGGAGAGAAGGGUCAGGGAAGGUCAGAGAGACGUUCCUGCACAAGCUGCUUCUCAAAUUCUUUCAGCUUCAAAUAUUCAGUGUGCCCAGGUGCCACGUUUUGGGGUAGCAUGUCCUGAACCUUGUCAAAACUAUAUGAAUGUUUUAAUAUAGUUUUAAAAUAAAAUGAAGUCAAAAGUUGGGGGGAAGUAGUCUUUAAAAAUUGAAAGCAGCCAGGCACUGUGACUCACACCUGUAAUCCCAGCAUUUCGGGAGGCCACUGUGACUCACACCUGUAAUCCCAGCAUUUCGGGAGGCCACUGUGACUCACACCUGUAAUCCCAGCAUUUCGGGAGGCCAAGGUGGGAGGAUCGCUUGAAGCCAAGAGUUCGAUACCAGCCUGUGAAACAGCCAGACCCCGUCUCUACAAAAAAAGAAAAAAAAAAAAACCUGAAAGCAAAAUGAAUAAAAAUAACCAAACCAGAAAUUGAGUUGGUGGCUUAACUAUACAGAGAGGAAUUAUUUCAAGUGACUUCAAAACAAAUUGUAUUGGCCAGGCGUGGUGGCUCACGCCUGUAGUCCCAGCACUUUGGGAGAUCGAGGCAGUCGGAUCACGAGGUCAGGAGAUUGAGACCAUCCUGGCUAACACGGUGAAAUCCCAUCUCUACUAAAAAUACAAAAAAAAUUAGCCGGGCAUGGUGGCGGGUGCCUGUAGUUCCAAAUACUCGGGAGGCUGCGGCAGGAGAAUGGCGUGAACCCCAGAGGUGGAGGCGGAGCUUGCAGUGAGCCGAGAUCAUGCCACUGCACUCCAGCAUGGGUGACAGAGCGAGACUCCAUCUCAAAAAAAAAAAAAAAAAAACCAAAGAAACAAAUUGUAUUGUACAUCCUAGCAGGGUAAAUCCUAAAGACAAAAUAACUAAAAAGACACCCUGGGCAGUUUUUAGUACGUGAAUUGUUGGUAAUAACAUUUUAACUUAUUUAUUUAUUUAUGUACUUACUGACUUACACUUACUUUUUGAGGUGGGAUCUCGCUCUAUCAGCCAAGCUGGAUUGUGCCACUGCACUCAGCUUCCAAACCUUCGCUAUUGCUGGGAGAUGCACUACUACAAAUAAGCCACAGGACAUCGCUUUCUUCAGACCCUGCAGAGCAUGUUACACUCGUGUGGCUUUGGAAGCUGCAUUCUGGUCACAGCUGAGCGUCUUUCGUGGUGCUUGCCUCAUGAGCCACCUGCUUCAUCAGCUCACUCUGUGUUUCCCAUUUUGAAUAAUGCUGUAAUUCAUAGGUUGAAUUGAUGUAAUUCACUGUUGCAGGCACCAGAGUUGUACAGAUUGUUGACAGGUGUCCUGUCCUUGUGAGUUCGACCUUAUCUUAGAAGCACAAUUAUUUUAUCGUCAGAGGUCAGGUUGCGUAGAAGAAAUAGCAGGGCUUUGGAGCUGGACAGAUUGAAGUUACCCAACCUCUGGUACAUCUGUCCCCUCAACAGCGAAAGAAGGACAAUUAACCUAUCUGCGUUUUCUAGAGUAGUCUGGUCACGACUAGUGUGAACCCCCCAGUCACACUGUUAGUGGCAAAAAACCAUUUUAUUAUGUGGACAAAUUCUGUGGACCCGGAAUAUGGAGAGGAAGUGGCCGUCUCUCCUCCAGGAUGUCUGAGUCAUCAGCUGGGACGACUCAGCGGCUGGGGGUGACGUAAUGACUGAGGAAUGGCAUCUUCUGGAGGCGCUUUCUGAAAUUUGUCAGCUGGAACAUGAGCUGGGGAUACCGACCAGAGCACACAUGUGCAGACUCCAUAGGACCUGGGCUUCCUCACAGAUUAGAGGAGGUCUUCACAGCACUGGGGGCUUCCUCACCGCAUUGGGGGGUUUCCUCACAGCACUGGGGGGUUCCCUCACAGCACUGGGGGGUUCCCUCAUAGCACUGGGGGGUUCCUCACAGCACUGGGGUGCUCCCUUACAGCACUGGGGGGGUUCUCUUCACAGCACUGGGGGGUUCCUUUAUAUCGUUGGGGAGGGCUCUCAAGCAUUGAGGGGUUUCCUUUGUAUCACUGGGGGGCUCCCUCACAGCAAUGGGGGCUUCCUUACAGUAUCGGGGGCUCCCUAAUAGCAUUGGGGGGCUUCCUCACAGCACUGGGGGGCUUCCUCACAGCACUGGGGGGCUUCCUCAGCAUUGGGGGUCUCCUUUAUAUCAUUAGGGGGCUUUCUCAUAGCAGUGUUGGAGGGGGCAUUCCUCACAGCAGGGGGCUUCCUGGUAGUCGGACUUCUCACAUGGGUGCUCAGGGCUCCAGAAGGGAGUGUCGCUAUGAGCAAGAUGGAAGCCUCCUCGCCUUUUCUGACCCCGCUCUGGAGUCACCAUCAUUUCCGCUGCAUUCUCUUGUUCUCAAGUGAGUCACUCAGAAAUGGGAUUUCACCAUGUUGGCCAGGCUGGUUUCGAACUCCAGACCACGCCCGCCUCAGCCUUCCAAAGUGUUAGGAUUACAGGUGUGAACCACUGAGCCCGACCAUAUCUGCAUGAUUUAUAGAUAAUAACAUUUACUGAGAAAACCAGUGAAAUCUCUGUAAACUGUUAGAACCACAGGAGGAUCCAGAACAGUUGCCAGAUAGAAGUUCAGUCUACACAAACCAGUGAUACUUCUACUGGCAACCCACCAUAAAGUGUAACUGCUUUUGAGACAGUGAUCAGAAAACCCAUAAAGUGUUUAGGAAUUAAUCUAAGAAGACCGUCCAGAAAGAAGACCAUCAGACUUAAUCAUGGAUGAAGACACCAUUUGCUUUUCACUCAAGAUGAUUUGAUGUCUUAUAAAACUCUGGUGAACCAUGAUGGCUACACAGACAUUAAGUAUAGACAGCUAUCAAGAUGGGCAACAGAUGCAAGUAGUAACAGAGUUAAAGACAGAACAAGAUCCAAACUGCUCUGAACCCGAUGCAGAAGGAGUGAGCCCUCCCCCUGUGGAGUCUCAGACCCCGAUGGAUGUGGACAAGCAGGCCAUUUAUAGGCAUCCACUAUUUCCAUUAUUAGCUUUGUUGUUUGAAAAAUGUGAACAAUCUACACAGGGCUCUGAAGGCACAACUUCUGCCAGUUUUGAUGUAGACAUCGAAAAUUUUGUAAGAAAGCAAGAGAAGGAAGGGAAACCUUUCUUUUGUGAAGAUCCAGAAACUGACAAUUUAAUGGUAAAAGCAAUCCAGGUUUUGCGCAUUCAUCUUCUUGAGCUGGAAAAGGUUAACGAACUCUGCAAAGAUUUCUGCAGUCGAUACAUUGCUUGUCUAAAAACAAAAAUGAACAGUGAAACUCUGCUGAGUGGAGAGCCUGGAAGCCCGUACUCACCGGUGCAGUCCCAGCAGAUUCAAAGUGCCAUUACAGGCACCAUCAGCCCUCAAGGAAUUGUGGUGCCGGCGUCUGCACUACAGCAGGGAAACGUAGCCAUGGCGACAGUGGCAGGUGGCACAGUGUAUCAGCCUGUCACGGUCGUCACUCCCCAAGGCCAAGUGGUCACACAGACAUUGUCGCCUGGGACAAUUAGGAUCCAGAACUCCCAGCUUCAGUUACAGUUAAACCAAGAUCUCAGCAUCUUGCAUCAAGAUGAUGGUUCAUCUAAGAACAAGAGGGGCGUCCUGCCAAAGCAUGCCACGAACGUGAUGCGGUCCUGGCUCUUCCAGCACAUCGGGCAUCCCUACCCAACAGAGGAUGAGAAAAAACAGAUUGCUGCUCAGACAAAUUUGACACUACUCCAAGUCAACAACUGGUUCAUCAAUGCCAGAAGACGAAUUCUUCAGCCAAUGUUGGAUUCAAGUUGUUCAGAGACCCCCAAAACAAAGAAAAAAACUGCUCAGAACCGGCCAGUUCAGAGGUUUUGGCCUGACUCUAUUGCAUCAGGAGUCGCACAGCCACCGCCGAGCGAGCUCACCAUGUCGGAAGGAGCUGUUGUCACCAUCACCACGCCCGUGAACAUGAACGUGGACAGCCUUCAGUCUCUGUCCUCGGACGGGGCCACCCUGGCGGUGCAGCAGGUCAUGAUGGCAGGGCAGAGCGAGGAUGAAUCUGUGGACAGCACAGAGGAGGACGCAGGUGCCCUGGCCCCCGCCCACAUCAGCGGGCUGGUCUUGGAGAACAGUGACUCCCUGCAGUAGGGGCAGGAGCAGACGCACCUGACUUUUUAGAGUUUGCACAGCAAACAUUUUACACAGUUUUAUUUCUAAUAUGUUUUAUAUGUAGAUAUAGAAGAGUGCACUUUUGUAUUUCAUAGUAAGCUUAAAGCGCGUCUUUGCCGGUGCAGCGACUUCUUUCAAGUGUGUGUGUGUGUGUGUGUGUGUGUGUGUGUGUGCAUGUGCACACAUGUGUGUGCGUGUGUGGAUUUUUAAAGAAAUUCUUUAAAGGUUUAACGCUAGAUUGUGAGGAAUGACACACCACUCCCUCCCCACCUUGAAUCCCUAAUUAGAUUAAGGAAUAGCGCUGCCAUUUUCUAAACCGUGAUGCGGUUUUCACUUAGUUCUGUGGUUCCAGCAGAUCUCAGUGGGCUGGUUUAUUUGUGUGGCCCAUGGAUUUGAAAGAAGCUGCUGCACCCGAAACUGCCAGUGUGCGGUGACAACGGCACACGCCUAGACUGAGUGUGGUUUCAUCGUGAGUGGAUGGACGGCAAGCUUAGCAAGCCUAAGUCCCCUCAUGUUCAGUGAGCCUGUUUCAUUUGCUAUAUAGAAAAAGAAACUCCUAUUUUUACCUUGCUGGAAUUAUUGGAUAAAAAAGCUAUUUUUAUAAAUUCGUUAUGAAUUGGAUGAUGACUAUAUUGAGGAUAAAAUUUCUAGAGAAGAAACAAUACAUGCUUGCUAUUAAUAUUUCAAUUUGGAAUGUUCUGAAUUGACCAAAUUUAAUGAACCUGCCCAAAGUUAGCUACCGUUCCAUGGUUCUUUGCUCUCCCAGGGUAGUGAUGAACAUUUACUACUAUAAAAGAAACAGCUAUUUAAUGAAAUUUUGAUAUCUGCAAAUUUUUGUUGAUAUGUAAUGCUCAGAUUGCAUUUUACACUUGAUCUAAACAUAUAUCGAAAGGUAUCUGCUAAAUAGGACUUCGGGUAAGUGAGGUGAAAUGGUAGCCAGUGAUCCUUUAGGAGCUCUCACCGUACAUACUCCAGUCUAAUUUAAAUCUGACCACAGUUGCAUGGUUGCUUUACCAUGUUAGCUGUGUAUUGUUUUAGAAGUUUUAACUUCAAAAUAUGUCAUGCACAGAAUGUUUAUUAUAAACUAAUAUAAAAUGUGCUCUACCCCAUCGGCUCAGAGCUAGGGCAAACAGCAGAUAUUCAGACUUUAUUACUUAACUAGCAGACAUCCCUGGAGUCCCAGCGGUGAGUUGGUUUGGCGAGGGCGCCUCGGCAGCCCCCACGGGUUGGCUCCUACGUUUGCGUUUGUGGCUGGUCUCCUGGUGUCAGCGUUCUCUUGUACGUUGUUGCUUUCGACUUUUCAGAGCCCUCCUGCUCACUUGACCACAUGAGAUUUGGAAUAACUGUAGGACUUCUGUUUCCUGGUAACAAGAUGAACCGAGAGAGUGGGCUGGGUUCUGUUUUCUUUGGUUUUGAUUUGUUUUCAUUUGUUUACUUAGGAGUGGUGCUUUUUCUCAGAAAACAGGCCACGGUGUUUCAUACAGAAUGUCUUCAUAUCAUCUGAAAUGGUAUGGCUGAAGUUCAUUUGUUUACAGGGUCGGGAACGUCUUCAAUUCUUGAGAUUCAACAGUAAUGAUUGGCUGUAAGCCAAGGGACAUUUUAAGCUAGUGAAGAGUUUUUUCUGGAAUUGAUUUUUCCCAAAAGAAUAUAUUAAUUGAGGUUAAGAAGUCAGUGGGAAACACACAGAAAUUUAUUUUAAAAUCUUUCAGGAGCUUUAACUGAAAGACUUGGUUAUCAAGUCUUUUGGGGAGAGAAUGACAUUUUUUUUUUGAGACAGAGUUUUGCUCUUGUUGCCCAGGCUGGAGGGCAAUGGUGCGAUCUCAGUUCACUGCAACCUCCACCUCUUAUGUUCAAGCAAUUCUCCUUCCUUAGCCUCCUGAGUAGCUGGGAUUACAGGCAUGUGCCACCACGCCUAGCUAAUUUUGUAUUUUUAGUAGAGACGGGUUUCUCCAUGUUAGUCAGGCUGGUCUCGAACUCCUGACGUCAGGUGAUCCGCCUGCCUCAGCCUCCAAAGUGCUGGGAUUACAGGCGUGAGCCACUGCGCCCGGCCGAGAAUGACAUCUUAAAGCCACCAUUGCGUUCCUCAUUUGUGAACUGUUUUCUCAUAUUUUAAGUCAAGUCUACAAGAUCAUUUUUAACUUAAGUUCCAACUUUGUUGGACUUCUUAAAAUAAGCACCCAUGAAAGCCAGCCACCCCUUCCUCCUUCCCUCACCACCCUCUGUCUCUUCAUCCCUCACCACCCUCUGUCUGUUCAUCCCUCACCACCCUCCAUCUCUUCGGCUGCCUGCUCUUUAGUGUAGAUUAGUGGAAGCCAUUCACAGAAUGUAGACUCAUGUAUAGGUCACUGUUUCUUUCCCCCACUAGAAAUCACAUUGACUAAGCAGUGGAUUGAAUUUAAGAGUGCUGCCCCUGACCAGAGUGCGUACCUCUAGUUCCAGCUACUCGGGAGUCUGAGGCAGAGGAUGGCAUGUGCCAGGAGUUUGAGGCUGCAGUGCACUAUGCUUGCACCUGUGAAUAGCCACUGCACUCCAUCUUGGGCAACACAGUGAGACCCCCAUCUAUAAAAAGAGAGCACUGCCUGAACCUUGGUGGCACUGGGAAGCUCUGGCCUGAGAGUUAAACAUCCAUGCUGAAUGGUACAGUGUGCAUUCUCUCCAGCUGAAAACUUUCUUCAACUUUCCUUAAUUCUUACUAAAUUCAGGAGGAAUAAGAUAAAGAUCACUUAGAGAAAGGGUGCUUAUGGACAUAACCUGAGUUUCUUUUAACCUCUCUCCAAUGGGUGCUUUUAACUAGUUUCUACAUGGCAAGCCGUUUCAGUUUGUAAAAUCACUGCCCAGCAUGUUUGAGGUCAGUUGGCACCUUAAAACACCUGUUCUCCAGCCCUUGGACAGUGGAGAGAAUCUGUAAAAGUGUGACCCCUCUAAGAUUUCAUUUUAAAUGAUCAGAUUCGGUCCCAGUUUUAUUCUUGUUGAGUUUUUCCCUACGAAGGCUCCCUUUGAAUGUGUCUUGAGACCCAAAUUUAGCAUGUUGCUAUUAUUCCUGCCCUGCACCUGUGGAGCAGGAGUGGCAGGGCGGCUGUGCUGGGUUCCAGCUUGCUCCUGCCGAGGGACUAGCUUGGCCUUUGCGCUUUGAUUCCAGAUAGUAAGAUGAGUGGAAGUGUUUAUCCAGUAUGCAAAAGAAACUCUCACAGCUAAGGGCUCCGGGAGUUGUGUCUGUGUGACCUGAGAAUGAUCCGUCUCCUGCCUGUGUGAGGUAGCAAUGGGCACUUUUCAUUGAGACAAACUCCAGGGUGCCCAGCGGGGGUUCUGCCCCUUGCGAAGGCCCAUUCCUGGCACUUAGAGACAGAAAGAACUCAGCAAUCUUUCGUUCUAGUUAUAUUCGGUCUUUGAAACUGACAAUCUUUGAAAUGUGAAUACUGUAACAAUAUGUUUUCUUGGAUUGUUGUCUUUAAAAAGGAUUUUUGUGAAGCAAUUGAUUUAUCAAAGCAAAAAAAUUAAAAAUAGAAACUUGC